Messenger RNA from Opisthorchis viverrini, 1134 nucleotides. RefSeq lists its product as hypothetical. The coding region runs from base 1 to 1134 and encodes 377 amino acids. The record is from RefSeq and is a predicted model, not a curated record. Gene Ontology annotation, biological process: thiosulfate transport; oxaloacetate transport; succinate transmembrane transport. Gene Ontology annotation, molecular function: malate transmembrane transporter activity; oxaloacetate transmembrane transporter activity; antiporter activity. The transcript is spliced from 9 exons. NCBI's taxonomy places the organism in Eukaryota, Metazoa, Platyhelminthes, Trematoda, Opisthorchiida, Opisthorchiidae.
AUGUCUUGGCUUGGGCGGUCUGGCAGUAUCCCAGCCCUCGUGCCUCCUUCCUGUGACAUAGCAGGAGUUGGAUCCGGGAAGUCAGCUUAUCGGAACACCUUUCAUGCACUUUCAUCCAUCAUAUCCAAUGAGGGAUUUUUCGCAAUCUACUCCGGGCUUUCUGCUGGUCUCCUUCGUCAGGCCACCUACUCAACCUGUCGCCUUGGUAUCUACACAUCCUUGUUUGAUUAUUUUUCGGCACGUCAGGGCAAGAAUCCGAACUUUGUGACCAAACUCGGUUGCGCCAUGACAUCCGGUGUAUUAGGAUCUUUCGUUGGUACCCCAUCCGAGGUUUGCCUGAUUCGGAUGACAUCAGACGGACGUCUUCCAGUUGCUGAGCGGCGGAACUACACGAACGUAUUCAAUGCGCUCAUUCGCAUCUAUCGUGAGGAAGGCUUGACUGCACUAUGGCGGUGGGAACGCUUAACGGUUUGUUGUGGAUUUUCACGUUGCGACCUUUGCGAAAAUCUUGGAAACAACUUUCCGAUUGGACCCAAAGUUGCUGAGCGGCGGAACUACACGAACGUAUUCAAUGCGCUCAUUCGCAUCUAUCGUGAGGAAGGCUUGACUGCACUAUGGCGGGGUGCCAUUCCCACAAUGGGCCGGGCUGCUGUGGUCAACGGGGCACAGCUAGCUUCCUACUCUCAAACAAAACAGCAAAUACUGGAAUCCGGUUUUCUAGCGGACGGGAUUUUCGUCCACUUCCUGGCCAGCAUGUUCAGCGGUUUUGUAACCUCUGUCUUCUCUUUACCUGUCGACAUCAUCAAGACGCGCAUACAGAACAUGAAGUAUAUUGAUGGGAAACCAGAGUAUUCAAGCAUGUCGGCCGAGGAAUGUUUCUUGCUGCAGGAAUUCUGUGAAGAACUGUCGCGCCAUGAUCCUCUCUCUGAUGCGUCUUUCAUCUUUCAGGACGUCUUCUUCCAGGUUGUACGAAAGGAAAGUGUUUUCUCCCUGUGGAAGGGUUUCACGCCCUACUUUUUCCGCCUCGGACCCCAUACCGUUUUGACCUUCAUAUUUUUGGAACAGCUGAAUCGAGGCUACCGGAUCUACGUCCUCGGUGAUACUGGAGAUGCUGGUCGUCAUGGCGGGCUUUGA